Oldenlandia corymbosa var. corymbosa is the source of this 1592-nucleotide messenger RNA. Lineage: Eukaryota; Viridiplantae; Streptophyta; Magnoliopsida; Gentianales; Rubiaceae. The record is from the annotation of a GenBank genome assembly.
AUUGAGGCUGGGGCUGAGGCUGAGGUUGAGGCUGAGGCUGAGGGUGUCCUAAAAGUCAAUGUUUUGUGGCGGUAAAGGGUCCAACCUCCAAAUCCCGAUUCCCAUAAGAAUCAUUAUGACUCGAUAAGUAUAAUAUUUGUCCAGUAGUAAUAGGGUUGAGAUUGUGAAUCUUGAUGGGACACUGGCCAAUGAGUGGUACUAUAAAUAUGAUGUAUCCUACGCGAGAGAGAUCCAUCAUUCAUCCGACGAACAGAUCGUGUGUGAUCAAUUAGUUAGACCUUAUCGAAAUUGUAUAUUAUAGAGAGUUUUAGGUAGUCAGCCAUGUCCUGGUGCAGCAGCCAAUUACCUGAAGAAUUGAUCUGCGAAGUACUUGCUAGGCUGCCAGCGAAAUCGGUGCAGAGAUUCAGAUGCGUGUCCAGAUCAUGGAAAACUCUAAUCGGCAGCAACUAUUUCAUCACUUUACACCUAAAAGCAUCCAAAGCAAAAGGCAGCGGAGACAAACCCACAAUCUUAUUGUUGACAGAAUCAGACGGAGGAAGAAUUUAUUCAACGUCUAGUCCCGUAAUCCACUUGGUAGAUGUGGAUUCACCCCCAGGCAGUAAUCAGAUGAGAAGUACUUGGUUGAAACCUGAUCCUCGUUUAGGUAGGCGCAUAAGUGAGAUCCAGGGUUGCUAUAAUGGAUUAGUUUGUUUGAAGGAGGGGUAUUACGGUAACCUACUGCUAUGGAAUCCAACCAUUCGCAAAUAUUGGGAGUUACCUGUUCCAAUUGCGGAUGAGGAUCCUCUUCAUCAUCUAAAGCGCAUGUGCGGUUUUGGAUAUGACGAUGUUGAGGAUGACCAUAAGAUUGUGAGGGUGGUCGAGUACUACGUUGACUAUUUUGCUUCUCCAACCAAACAGAGCGUUCAACUUUAUAGCACCAGAUCCAAUUCCUGGAGGCGCUUACCACAGUUCCCUUAUUUUGUUGGAAAAUACAGCGUGCUGUCUGGGGUGGCCAACACGGUUAAUCAUGCUCUCCACUGGAUCAUGGAGGAGGAUGGCAACCGUUUUGUCAUUCUGGCUUUUGAUCUCAGAACCGAGACAAUCAGAAUGGUUCCACCACCCCCACCUCCUCCUGAUCAAGGCCAUCAACCUCCUCCUUCUUCGGCCCACGACGACUACGUGGGCGAGAUUUAUGAUGUUGUUGUACCCUUUAAAACCACAUCCUUAGGGGUUCUGGAUGACCGUCUUUGCGUGAUGUAUUUUCACGUGGAACCAAUGUUGAGUUUGUGGAUAAUGGAGGAAUAUGGCGUGAAAGAUUCUUGGACCAAGAGGAUUAUUUUGACAGCUCCUCCCAAUUUUGACUUGAGUGAGAUGAGUUUUCUAGUUCUCCUCCCAUAUUCGGGUAGCUACGAUAAAAGAAGCACCCAAAUCUACUUUUAUGAUUACAUGUUUAUUUAUUGUUACGACACAAACACACAUGCAGCUCGGAGAUCAAUACCCCAGCCUCCUUUCGCUUGUGACCCAAAGUCUUCGGAUAUUAGGAUAAAUGCGUUUCCCUUUAUUAGCAGCCUUGUUAAUCCUUUUCCCACAUCUCGUGAGUAAGAGUAGUUAGU